AUGGGUGCGUCAAACACUUCUUCGAAUCCAGAGACAGCAAGCGUAUUUGAAUGGCUGUCAGGAAUUCCAGGCUUUGUAUUCAAUCCGAAACUCAAAAUGAUGGGCAAAAAAAUCUACGUUGACGGGGAGCUAGACAAAUCGGAAGUUCUAAUGGUGAUUCCAGGUGAAGCUAUUAUAGACAGGGACGAAUACGAGGACAAUGAUGAUCCUCUCUGUACCAUGCUCCAUGUCUUGUCCCAGGAAAUCGAACUUGGAGACGAGUCAAGCCAUGCGGCCUACAUAAAUCACAUUUUAGAAAUGGAUGCCGAUGAUGCCAAAUUGCCUGCCAUGUGGUCAAAUGUUGGAAAGCGACUCUACGAAACUAUAGGAAUCAAGUCAUUUCGUCUUCAUCGGCAUCUGGUAUGGAGAAUGCUUCCACAGCACGUCACAAAAUGGAUUCGUGACUACGAAGGCUGUUUUGAGGUAAUCGAUGAUAUGAAGCAUCAAGAUGAGAAUCAAGAUUUUACCGAAGAAGAUGUGCUAGCUGAAGACGAGGACGAUGAUGACGAAGCGUUGAUGCUGGGCACUCUGUCAGAAGCGAUGUUGUCGCACAUUCGCCUACUCUCCUUGGCUGCCAAGCACCAAGUCGACCUAUUUUCGUACAUACCACUCUACGACCAAAUCGAUCAUCAUCACGUCGAGCAAAAUGUACAGCACCAAGUGCAAGGUGACGAGUCCAUCGCGAUUGUUGCGACGAGGCGGAUAUCCAAAGGAGAGACUCUCAACCGACCAACGCAGGCAUGCCUUUCCGAUUGCGAGGAAGAGCAACAGCCCACGGUCCUUGACACCUUGAGGACAUUUGGAGAGGUUCAGAGCUACCCUCAUUACUGGCACUUUCCCUUUGGUGUUUCGUUUAUCUUCAACGGAAGCAGGGACAUUGCAAUGACAGGUAGUGCGGGCGUCGCGCAACCAACCUUGCAGUGGAUCAAUCCGCUGGAAAAAGAAUGGCAGUUCUCAUUGUUAAACCGAGAAUAUGGACGUCAGAUUGACUUGUACUGGGAAGAAAUCAUGCCAUCCCGUGAAUGGGUCCCAGAGGAGGAAUGGGAAGUAAUUUGGGCUCUAUCUAAAUCCUUGAUCGAUGCUUUGGAAUUUGCUGUCAUUGACGCGGAAGAGCUGCUAAAACUAAAGGAUAAGGAACGUGGCAGCGACGUACCAGUAGGCAAAGAAGAUGAAGCCAACAGCGACGAAAAGUGUUCCAAUCCUGCCUUGACGGAAGAGGCCAGUGCCACAGAAGAAAGCAAAACUGGAACGCCGGGCAUUCAGGAAGAGAGAAUAUCUCAAGCGUCUGCAAGAGAUCCUUGGGCAAUAAAAGGAUGCAAGAGCGACCAAUGUGAUAUUUAUGAGCUCAAUGCUGCUCGGGGUUGCGGGAGUCACGCCUACAGUACCAUUCAUAAUGAGACAUCAUGGGUUCAUAUGCGUGCUGCAUACAUCGCCACGGUAGGUCCACGACAGUCAACGAUCAAGUCAGCACUCGGCUCUGGAAUGCAGGUGGGAUACAAAAUUGGACACUCACCCGGACGAGGGCGAGGUGUUUACACCACAGAGAGAAUACCAAAAGGAACCAUUGUUUGGAAAGCCGAAUACACUGCUGCAUUCUCUACUGGGAUUCAGUAUCGAAAGUUUCUAGCUUCCCUACCUGAUGUUUUAGCUUGUGAUAUGAUCAAUUGGUGUUAUACCUCGAAGGACGAAGACUCACAAAGUGUUGCCCGAUAUAUUGAAUGCGACUUGGAUGAAGCAUCGCUCUUCAAUUCGUUUGAUGAAAGAGCGGAAUACACGAUAGGGUGCCACGAGUCUUUGGUGGAGAAUUACCCAAAAGAUUGUCUAUCAGUAGUGUUUGCAUUGCGAGACAUAGAGAAAUUUGAAGAACUGGUCACAGAUUACAACGAAUUUUCUCUAGCUGAAUGGUCUCAUUUUGGGUUGUAA
Cylindrotheca closterium is the source of this 1962-nucleotide messenger RNA. Lineage: Eukaryota; Bacillariophyta; Bacillariophyceae; Bacillariales; Bacillariaceae. The record is from the annotation of a GenBank genome assembly.